UUCAAGUGAAGUCGCUGGGUUUUAGUCGUCGGUUAAAUCUGUGACAGUGCGGACGGAUCAGCAGUCGCUUCCAAACUGUUGUGCGUGAGAGUGUGAUUAUUUUAAGUAAAAAUGAAUCCUUCAGUAGUGCCCGGAGUAGCUCCCGUGGGUCCCAAGCCGGCCCAGCUGACCUGCCCCUCGUGCCAUGCGACCGUGGUGUCAAGAGUCGACCACAACAGCACCACCAAGACACAUUUGAUCGCUUUGGCGCUGUGCCUUUGCUUGUGUUGGUGCUGCGUGUGCGUCCCAUACUGCAUGGAUUCCUGUCAGAACGCGGACCACUACUGUCCCAAUUGUAACGCUUACCUUGGCACGUACCAGAGCUAAAUUUUAUGACCAUGACCUAAUUUUAAGAUCUAUAAUAUUCAUUACCCGACUGCGGAAGGAAGGUUAUGUUUUUUAAGUGUGUGUACGCGCACGCUCUGCAGCCUAAACAGCGUGAUUGUUACGCCCGUAUUCACAAACGAUGCUUGCUUAAGUGAAGCAGCAAAUCGAACGCACAGCGUUUAAUAGAGCUCUGUGAUUGGACCCUGUGCGUCCACCACGCACACUGCGAGACUUCAUAGUAACGUUUGUGAAUACGGGUGUAAGAUUCGUAUCAACAGUGAAAGUGACACUGGAUAUAUCGAAAUGUAGGUAAUUUUACAGUUUUUCAGUUUACGCAGUCGGGUUUUUUCAUUCAAUUUAGCUUGUUUUAAGACCUUUAGUAUUACUUUGAUCAUCACUAUUUUAUACUUUACCUAAUAUUAGAAAAAGCAGUUUUAAGUAAGCGCGGUUUACACGAUCAAUGCAAAAUGUACUCUACUGUCUGAUAACACUUAAAUAGAUAAUUUUAAUGACGUCACAUAGUUGAGUUCACGCCUGUUUGGUACAAAACGGGCGAGUAACUAAAUUACUAUGUAAUUAUUUAUUUCCUGUAAUGUGUUCGUUCAUGUCCAUUGUUGUCAGAUGUUGAUAGCAAGUGGACGUCGUUAUAAUCUAGGAUGCGAGUAACAAUAAAGUUUUUGCGAGGCAUUUUAUAGAUUUUUAAAGCCUAUACAGUUAUCGUCUAAAACCAUCGACAAGAUAAUUAUGGCGCUCACUAACCGGUACAUCUUCAGUCUAAUUUUGCAAUAAGUUCGAUCCGAAUCUAAAAAAAAAGUGGUCGGUGUGGUCGUAGACCAUUUUGUAAGAUAGUGUACGUACCAGAUUCGAUUUCCCUAGUUAGUUUUCUACGCGGAUUUGGAUAGGACGUAGUGCGAAAUCACUAUAAAAAGCUAGGAAGGCUGAAAAUAGGAUUAUUAAAGAGUUUAAAAUCGCUGUAUCUUUUCGACGGAUUACUGCUGUUCGUCUAGAAUAUUAAUAUAGAUAGGAACAUCUUAGAACCAGCCCCCUGGGGAAGCAUUUUUGAGAUUAUGAUAAAAAUGGAAGAGAGAUUUGUUGCAUUUAUUUUAGAUUUUGUAUAAAUAACUUUGUAAGUACUAUUUCAUAGAUAAAACGCAUUGUUAUCAAUAUUACGCUUUUAAGUCCCUAAGCUAUGAAAAUAUUUAAUGUGAUAAGAAUGCCUUAUAUUUUUUGGAUGGUUAUCACGCACGUUUAAUUGUAUAUUAUUGGAAUAUUAUACAGUUAUACAGGGUGUGCUUUUGUAAAACAACGCCCAUCUCAGGGGUGGUAGAUACACGACACUGAUGACAAAAAAAAAAUAUUUUUUAUUUUUAUUUUUAUGGAAAAAUCCAUGAAAUCAGAAAAAUGGUAUUAUUACGCGGGCGAGCUAUAGGACAGACCCCCCGCUCUCCCGGGGUGGUGGCAGCAUGUGCUCGGUGGUUUAGCGGGGUACGCGGGGGUGGUGCGGGCGGUAACAAGCGCCGUCUCGAAAGUUUAAGAAGGUUUUUUUACUAUUAAAGUAAUAGUUAAAAUUCUAUUUAUAUUUUUCUUGUAAUUACCUACUUUCAUGUGUACUACCACCCCUGAGAUGGGCGUUGUUUUACAAAACCACACCCUGUAUACAGUGUAAACUGUAUACUGAUAACUGUAAUAACGUUACUCGAUUUAACGACAAACUCCGUAUAACGUCAAAUUUAUUGGCAAUUUUUAGGGUUCCGUAGCCAAAUGGCAAAAAACGGAACCCUUAUUGGUUAACUUGUUCUCUAUCCGUUUUACCAUUUAACAACCACUCUCUAUAACAUAACGUCGAAAGAUGCUCAGUGCCUUGAGUGUUAUUAUUGUAUAGAGUUUACAUUGCAUUUAUAGGUAAGUGAAAUGUUCCUCGACAAAUUGUAUUUCUACUACACUUAUUCAAAAUAAAUAUUAUACUUAA
Molecule: messenger RNA, 2335 nt
Organism: Ostrinia nubilalis (European corn borer)
Lineage: Eukaryota; Metazoa; Arthropoda; Insecta; Lepidoptera; Crambidae
Product: lipopolysaccharide-induced tumor necrosis factor-alpha factor-like
Exons: 3
Coding region: 112-366 (84 amino acids)
Molecular function (GO): zinc ion binding
Source: RefSeq, a predicted model, not a curated record